AUGAACAUGUUGGGGCCUAAUAAGUUUUCCAUCCGAAGCAGUGCUUACAGCGACUACUCGAGUUUGAGUGAUUCUCAGCUGCUCUUUGGCUCCCAGUUCUGCCCGGAGAAUGCGCAGCUGGCAGCGGCGCCGCUGGAGCUGGGUACACAACCGGGACAGCACAACUCCCAGGAUAGUGAGCCCAGUAUUUUUACCAAAUACCAGACAAAACCACAGUUAUUUGAUGACGAUACGAAAGAAAAAGGUUUGCUUAAUUUUGGUGGUGGAAGAGUGAGAAGUGUCUUGGAAAAAUUUGAAGUGAAUAAGAACAAAAUAAAGGACAAAUACGAUCGUGAGGUUUUAAGCACCUUUAUUUCCAGUAUCAAAGACAGGCUUCAAGGGCUGCAAGCGUGCUUGGACAAGUUUGGAGAAAUGUUUGAUUCAGGAAACAAAUCCAUUUUGGUUCACCUAGAAACCAUUUCCCAGACAGUGCAAGAUGCUCUUCAGAGUCACUGUGGCUUGGUGCUGAAAGCUCUGACAGAUAAAAGCCAAAUGGAGCAGGCAAUGCUGGAGAUGGAGAGGAGACUUGCAGCCAAAGAUAUGGAGAUUUUGGAUGUGAAAUCCAGUGUCCAGCUGCUGAAGGAGGGUCUGGAGUCACUGCCCACUCAGCUGAGGGAUCAGUACCUGAAGCUGUGUGAAGAACUAGGCCUCCUGAAGCUCCCCAGCACCUUAGCUGAGCUGCACACGUUCAUUUCUAGUGCCAGACUCCCACCUCACAUGGCAGAUAACUCUUCUCAGACCUCCCCUGGCUCAUGCCAGGGCUGUGUUCUGGGUGAGAACCUGCGCUGGUCAUGCUGCCAUGGCAGGGGGGUUUGCAGCUCCUUGGGUCAGCCUCAGCCCCCCUGCAUGACAGUGGGGGAGCAGCACGGAGACUCCCCCACGAGGAACCAGGUCACUGGGGAUGCCACGUCUAAGGCUGACCUAAACACAGGUUCAGGAGAGGAAGUCAGCCCCAUUGCUACAGCAGCAUGUGGCAGAGAAACCACCUCUUUGCAGGAGGAGAAGCACAGCCUGGAAACACAGAGCUGUGCUAACCAUCCUUGCAUGUGCUGCACUAACAGUCACUUUUUGGGGUGUAGUCAGAAGAAACACUCUCCUGCACCACAGGAGGUGCCCUUACCAACUCCACUGAGGAAGGCCGUCAGGACAUGCACUCGAGGAUUUAAACCCACGACACCAUUACAACAGAGGCAGCCUCAAGUUUGCCACCUUUCUGUACAAAAAGAUAUGCCUGGGCAAAGAGGCAGUAACUGGGCCACAGACCGUGAGGUGGAGAAUGUGGCUGUAGGGAACAAAGUGAAACAGAGGUCAGGAAGGAUCCCUGGGAAUAAAGCAACGGGGAGGAAAAAAACGUGCCCUGCUAUGAGAAAAGGUGAGCUCUCUCAAUGUGCUGAUAGUGGGCUGAAGCAAAGGAAGGCAAACAAGGUUAUUGAGUUGGAAAGCUCCAGAAAAAAUUGCUUUCCCAGAUGCACAGUUGCUGUCAAUUUAGGAAGCUCUAACCCGGUUUUUGCAGCUCCCAAUCAGCAGGUCCUCAGCAGCACUCAGCCAAGGCUUACAAAGAAUUUCCCACCAGGGCCAUGCUCCAAUAAAAGCCUGCAACAACUUGCAGACAAAAGAAAGAGAAGUUUGGAAAUUAAAAGAAGAGUUAAUGUUUCCAGUGUAAAAAGGAAUCUCUUGGAUUCCUCUCCGCAGGAGAAUCUGUUUUCCCUAUGUAACACAGCAGGUGAAAAACAGAUGAGCUGCUUCAGUCUCCGAAGACCGGCAAGCACCAAGAAACCAUGUCCUGUCAACACGCUGGCUCAGCAGAACACAGCCUGCUGCUCUUUAGUUUUUGACAGCGAUUAUUCCGAUUGAAGGGGUUUGUUUCAUGUUCAGAGUCCUCAGCACAGGCUUGGCCAUCUCAGUCACAGUUUAUUCCUCUAGGCAUAUUAUUCCUCUAGGUUACCUGCUUAGCCAACAGACGAGGCUCAUGCCUGGAUGCUUCGAAGUGUUAUUGCCCACCUUGAUAUAUUGUAAGGGACUAUGUGGGAUCUGAGGGGAAGCUCUCCCCUAGCUUGGCAAGCUGGUGGAAUCAGUAUUACUUUACCUCCCUGCUCCCAGCAGACAUGCCAUGGGCUCCAAUUGCUGUCGUAUUUACGCAGCAGAGAAGUACCUGCAGAGCCUGCUGAGAUGUUCGCUGGGGAGGAGAGGGCUGGCAGAGCAUGGACAAGCAGCUCAAUCAGAUUUAGCACUGAGACCUACUUGAAACUUUUCAAGUAGAUAGGUGUAAUAAUACCUCUGUGGCCAGAGGCUUUACUCUGUUUCUCACUCAUUGUCUCUGUGUUGGUUUACAUGUCUAAAAGUUCAGCUAUUUAGCUCCCUAGGCAGUAGUACUGUUGUUCUGGUUGAUUUCGAUAAGGUUCAGAUUUGUCCCAGGAGGUUUUUUGUGAGCUGUGGACAGGGACAAGUUUAGCUGAGGAAAACCAAAUCCCAGCACUUCAGGUUCAUCCACUAUUGCAUUUCUCCUUUUAGGAUUAAAUUUCUUAGUUUCAGAAAUUUCAGGCAAUUACUUCAUAUCAUCUGUUUUGUUUGUCUCUUGUAACACUUGGCUAAUCAAGGAAUUCUCCAAUGUACAGUUUUCAAGGGCAGUGGUUCUGAAACAGAAGCCAAAAGACGUGAUGGUCAAAUUUAGCAGAUGAAGUCACUGAUGGAUAGUUCUUGUCCUUUAGAAACCUGCAUCUCUCUAGUGUGGAGUCACUCCAAAGUUUUCAAGUCAGAAAGGACCAGCCUGCUCACCUAACCUGGCGUAUACAGCCAGGAGAUUGUUGGGCAACCCCCAUUCCCACAGAGCAACUCUUUCCAGGGUACCCAGCUGUGUCUAUCAGCAGCUUCCACUGUUUCAGAUUAUUUGUAUCAUGUUUGAUUUUGGAUCUGAGAUGUUAGUGGCAAAAGCAGCAUUUCAGUGUUGACAAAACAGGUCUCUUGCCACAAACCCAACCAGUCCAGUUUGUUGUCCUGAGGGGGAAGACUGGGAUCCCCUUUUCCUGGCUUUAAUAAACUCAUUGUGUCUUCACCGAAGUCCAGUGUCUUCAUAUUU
Molecule: messenger RNA, 3115 nt
Organism: Falco peregrinus (peregrine falcon)
Lineage: Eukaryota; Metazoa; Chordata; Aves; Falconiformes; Falconidae
Gene: IHO1
Product: interactor of HORMAD1 1
Exons: 7
Coding region: 1-1893 (630 amino acids)
Biological process (GO): homologous chromosome pairing at meiosis; meiotic DNA double-strand break formation; DNA recombination
Cellular component (GO): condensed nuclear chromosome
Source: RefSeq, a predicted model, not a curated record